Molecule: messenger RNA, 456 nt
Organism: Ascochyta rabiei
Lineage: Eukaryota; Fungi; Ascomycota; Dothideomycetes; Pleosporales; Didymellaceae
Product: ribosomal 40S subunit protein S14B
Exons: 3
Coding region: 1-456 (151 amino acids)
Biological process (GO): ribosomal small subunit assembly; translation; maturation of SSU-rRNA from tricistronic rRNA transcript (SSU-rRNA, 5.8S rRNA, LSU-rRNA)
Cellular component (GO): ribosome; cytosolic small ribosomal subunit
Molecular function (GO): mRNA 5'-UTR binding; structural constituent of ribosome; small ribosomal subunit rRNA binding
Source: RefSeq, a predicted model, not a curated record
AUGCCUCCCAAGAAGAAGGUCGAGCGCGGUGCGCAGGAGAACAUCCAGCUUGGUCCCCAGGUCCGUGAGGGCGAGCUCGUCUUCGGCGUCGCCCGCAUCUUCGCCUCGUUCAACGACACCUUCGUCCACAUCACCGAUCUGUCUGGCCGCGAAACCAUCUCGCGUGUCACCGGUGGCAUGAAGGUCAAGGCCGACCGUGACGAGUCCUCCCCCUACGCCGCCAUGUUGGCUGCCCAGGACGUCGCCGCCCGCUGCAAGGAGCUCGGCAUCUCUGCUCUCCACGUCAAGAUCCGCGCCACUGGUGGUAACGGCACCAAGACCCCCGGCCCCGGUGCCCAGUCCGCUCUCCGCGCUCUUGCCCGCGCUGGCAUGCGCAUCGGACGUAUCGAGGACGUCACCCCCACACCUUCCGACUCCACACGCAGGAAGGGUGGUCGCCGUGGUCGCCGUCUCUGA